Ceratitis capitata (Mediterranean fruit fly) is the source of this 3384-nucleotide messenger RNA. It is a transcript of the gene PMCA, whose product is annotated as plasma membrane calcium-transporting ATPase 3. The record is from RefSeq and is a predicted model, not a curated record. Gene Ontology annotation, molecular function: ATP hydrolysis activity; P-type calcium transporter activity; ATP binding. NCBI's taxonomy places the organism in Eukaryota, Metazoa, Arthropoda, Insecta, Diptera, Tephritidae. The coding region runs from base 53 to 2857 and encodes 934 amino acids. Gene Ontology annotation, biological process: calcium ion transmembrane transport; regulation of cytosolic calcium ion concentration. The transcript is spliced from 14 exons. Gene Ontology annotation, cellular component: membrane; intracellular membrane-bounded organelle.
AAAAUGUUUUUGGUAUGUAGGUUCUGAUGAUGGCCGAGCUCCCGAGCAAAACAUGAACAUGUCACCUCCUCCUACGGAUGGAAUCAAAUCUGAAUCCGAUGGUAAUCACGUUCAACCGGCCUCAUCACCUGCUGAAGCUGGUCACAAAAAAGAAAAAUCUGUGCUACAAGCUAAGCUAACAAAAUUGGCAAUACAAAUUGGCUAUGCUGGUUCAACAAUUGCUGUAUUAACUGUAAUAAUAUUAGUCAUACAGUUUUGUAUCAAAACCUUCGUUAUCGAGGAGAAGCACUGGAAGAAUACUUACGCGAAUAAUUUAGUGAAACAUUUAAUUAUUGGUGUAACAGUAUUAGUAGUAGCUGUUCCAGAAGGUUUGCCUUUAGCUGUCACAUUGUCGUUGGCGUAUUCUGUAAAGAAAAUGAUGAAAGACAAUAAUUUGGUGAGACAUUUAGACGCUUGUGAAACUAUGGGUAAUGCCACUGCUAUUUGUUCAGACAAGACUGGUACACUUACAACAAAUAGAAUGACUGUUGUACAGUCCUAUAUUUGUGAAAAAUUGUGCAAAGUACUACCAACAUUGAAUGAUAUACCUCAGCAUGUCGGUAACUUGAUAACAAUGGGUAUUUCGGUGAAUUCUGCUUAUACUUCCAAUAUUAUGCCUGGUCAAAAUCCCGGAGAUUUGCCCAUUCAAGUUGGAAAUAAAACUGAAUGCGCCUUGCUAGGAUUUGUUCAAGGCCUAGGGGUAAAAUAUCAGUCAAUUCGUGACGAAAUAACUGAAGAUAAAUUUACGCGAGUGUUUACGUUUAAUUCAGUUCGUAAAAGCAUGGGCACAGUUAUACCUCGUAAAAAUGGUGGUUAUCGGCUCUUUUCCAAGGGAGCAUCGGAAAUAAUGCUUAAAAAGUGCUCGUUCAUUUAUGGACAUGAUGGUGUUUUGGAAAAAUUUACACGUGACAUGCAGGAGCGUUUAAUACGAGAAGUUAUUGAGCCAAUGGCUUGCGAUGGGCUAAGGACAAUUUCUGUCGCUUAUAGAGAUUUCGUUCCUGGAAAGGCAGCGGUAAAUGAAGUUCAUAUUGAUGGUGAACCAAAUUGGGAUGACGAGGAGAACAUUAUGACAAACUUGACAUGUUUGUGUGUGGUAGGAAUUGAAGACCCUGUCCGUCCAGAAGUUCCAGACGCUAUACGUAAAUGUCAACGUGCUGGUAUAACCGUUCGUAUGGUCACUGGUGAUAAUAUUAAUACUGCUCGUUCAAUCGCUUCAAAAUGUGGUAUACUUCGUCCUAACGAUGAUUUUCUAAUAUUGGAAGGAAAAGAAUUCAAUCGUCGUAUCAGAGAUAGUAACGGAGAUAUUCAACAACAUUUGCUGGACAAGGUGUGGCCAAGACUUCGCGUUUUAGCGCGAUCAUCGCCAACUGAUAAGUACACUCUUGUUAAAGGUAUUAUUGAUAGCAAAGUAAGCGAGAAUCGGGAGGUAGUUGCUGUGACCGGCGAUGGUACUAAUGAUGGCCCAGCCUUAAAAAAGGCUGAUGUAGGCUUUGCAAUGGGUAUUGCUGGCACAGAUGUGGCAAAGGAAGCUUCCGAUAUUAUUUUGACAGAUGAUAACUUUAGCAGCAUUGUUAAAGCAGUUAUGUGGGGUCGAAAUGUUUACGAUUCAAUUGCUAAAUUUUUACAAUUCCAAUUGACCGUCAACGUAGUUGCUGUAAUUGUAGCAUUUAUUGGUGCAUGUGCGGUGCAAGACUCACCAUUAAAGGCUGUACAAAUGCUGUGGGUAAAUCUUAUUAUGGAUACUCUUGCAUCGUUAGCAUUAGCCACUGAACUUCCAACGCCAGAUUUAUUAUUACGAAAGCCAUAUGGCCGCACAAAACCAUUAAUUUCUCGCACAAUGAUGAAAAAUAUAUUGGGACAAGCCUUAUAUCAGUUAUUUAUAAUAUUUGGCCUCUUGUUUGUCGGCGAUUGGAUACUUGACAUUGAGUCUGGGCGCGGCCAGGAUCUUGGGGCUGGACCGACACAACAUUUUACUAUAAUUUUCAACACAUUCGUCAUGAUGACGUUGUUUAAUGAAAUUAAUGCAAGAAAAAUACACGGACAGAGAAAUGUGGUGGAGGGUCUGUUCACAAAUCCAAUUUUUUAUACUAUAUGGAUUUUCACCAUGAUUUCUCAGGUCGUAAUUAUACAAUAUGGUAAAAUGGCAUUCUCCACCAAGGCACUAUCUCUUGAUCAGUGGUUAUGGUGCAUAUUCUUUGGAAUCGGUACGUUGGUCUGGGGACAAUUAAUCACUUCAGUGCCUACCAGAAAAUUACCUAAAAUUUUAUCUUGGGGUCGUGGACACCCCGAAGAAUACACUGAUGCAAUGCAUUUGGGAGAAGAACGUUUUGAUUCUAUCGAUUCUGAUAAAAAACCACGAGCCGGUCAAAUACUUUGGAUUAGAGGAUUAACCCGUUUGCAAACUCAAAUUUCAGUGCCGGUCAUAGGCGGUGAGUUGCAAGAGCGCUUGAUUCCGGUACCCUACAGCAAGAGCAACACUGAUCAAGCUUUCGGAAAGAAGAUAAUGUCAUGUGACAACAGGCUAAACUCAGCUGUGAAAAAGAAAAAAAAAAUUCCGCAAAAAACAGACUGGCAUUCUCUAGCACGCAGUAAAAAAAUACGCGUGGUCAACGCUUUUCGUCAAGGACUAGAUGGCCGUUACGGUGAGCAUACCAACACUUCGUUGGCUGAAGUGCUUCGAAAGCAAUCAUCAUUGAGCAAACGACUCUCGGAAACUUCAUCCAUCGAAUAUGCUGAUAAUAUUCCGGACGAGCUGACGAUACCCGAGAUCGAUGUUGAGCGACUCUCUUCGCACAGUCAUACUGAAACUGCUGUCUAAAGGUAACAAAAAUUACAAAAUUGCAUCAAACAUAGCAAAAUAUUCGUUGUACACAUAUGGACAUAUAUGGAAGAUGGAAAUGUAGAAAGUGAGUAAAGAAAUAACACAAGCAGCAGCAGGAGCAACAUCCAUCGACAGCAUCAUUGGUAGUAAUGGCAAUACAAAUAAUAAUAAUAGCAAUCCAAGCAAUCCAUAGUAUAAGAAUUUUGAUCAAAUUAAUAUAAAAGCAUAAAUACAUACAUAUAUAUGUAUUUAUGCAUGUGUAUGUAUGCAAGUGUAAUAGAGUCUGGCAAAUUAUUUAGUAUCAUUGAAAGAGUGUAAGCCAAGGGAAAAUCAGAAGGCUAAAAUGUAACAGAAAUAACAGUCAAAAGUUUGUAUACAGUAAUUUUUGGUCAUACGCUACAAUUUUUUGGAUGAAAAAUAAAAUAAAAUCAAACUACUUACCUUAUGUAAUAUAAUGCAAUUCGAUAUAACAAAAAAAUAGAAUGAAAUCAUGUUAUAUAAUACAAUAAAAUUUAGCGAAAAAA